This is a messenger RNA of Frankliniella occidentalis (western flower thrips), 2129 nucleotides long. RefSeq lists its product as uncharacterized. The transcript is spliced from 4 exons. Lineage: Eukaryota; Metazoa; Arthropoda; Insecta; Thysanoptera; Thripidae. The record is from RefSeq and is a predicted model, not a curated record. The coding region runs from base 391 to 972 and encodes 193 amino acids.
ACAAAUCAAAGGCAGAGUGCGCCAAACCGCGACAGUCACAACGCUUCGAGCGCCCGUCGCAUGCACACGCAGCCUCCCGCGAGCGCCCCGCUGGACCAAUAGAGAUACCUUUACGCGACGAGGAUAACACAGCGAACGGCAAUAAAAAGAAAAAGAGAGAGAAAGAAAAAAGUUCGCUUGUGCGUCCGCGUAUCAGGGAGACGAGUGUGAGAGAAAGAGAAAAGAGAGAAAGUUGGAGAGAAAGAGAGACAGAGUGUGUGUGAGUGUGUGUUUAGUGCCGGCUACCCUCGCCGGUUCCUCCUCCGCUCAUCUCGUUCGCACGCCCGUCGCGCGCCCCGCCACACACCCGCCGCACAGCGACCUGUUGACUUCAGCGCCGCCCGUUACAAGAUGGCGAUGACCCGCUGCCUCCUGGAUACCGCCGCCGCCACCUGCAGCUGCCCGCUCUGCGGCUGCCACCAGCAGCAGCAGCGCACCGGUCCAGCCCCGGCGGCCCGCCCAGCAGCGCCCCGGAGACGGCACUACCCGUCGUUCACCGGCAUGGCUCCCCUCCUCCUGUGGACUGCAGUGGUCGCGGCCCUCGCCAGCCUGGGCAGCGUGGGCGUGUCCGCCAUGCCCAUGCUGACGGACCAGGGGCAGCGCGCAGAGCCGUACGUCCCGACCGCCAUCCUCGAGUGGUACCUGCAGCAGCGCGACCUGCAGCAGCGAGACAUGCAGCAGCGGGAGGCUGACCUGGACCAGCCGCCGGUGCAGCAGCUCCAGCCCAGCGAGAUCCAGCAGCAGUUCAGGGAGUGGCUCACCACGCAGCUCGCCCGGCUACCCGCACCCGUCGAGCAGGGCGAGGAGGCGAACAAGGCCCUGGUGGGGCCCCCACAGCCCAAGCGAGGAAACUAUAUGGCCCUGUGCCACUUCAAGAUCUGCAACAUGGGCCGGAAGCGAAGUGGUCGGCUCCAGUCCCAGGACCUUCCCUGAAGAAAAACUACAUUUCAUUUCGCGCCCGCCACGCCCCGCCACGCAAAGCAACCAGCUCUCGCUCCUCCACCCUUUGGCUUGACCACCAUCACUAAAACUUUAAAUUCGGCUGAGGACUGAUUCCUUUCUCUUCGAGGCUCAAGCGCGGGCUCCAACCUUCGUGAAAGUCGCCUCCGCACAGCAACUUUUGCUCUAUAUGUUACCAUCCUCGUUUAUCGUUAACCCAUAGACAGUAGGAAAGCUUUGUAUUUAUUAGCAAAAUCAUCACCAUUUUACUCGUUUGCCACUUCCACGUUUGGGACACGGUCCGCUACGACCGCUUGAAUACACAAUCACAUUCUCAAUGGGGUUUAAUAAUGAUUUUAGUUUGUUUAGUUUUACGACUACCCUAUGUACAAUAAUUACUUUUUAACAACGGACUGCUACAGUAAUGCAUAUAUACUUUUAGUUUUAAGAAAAUGCUUCAGUAGGCCAUAGUAAAUGAAAACAUUUAAAAAACAAGAAAAAAAUGGGGAAAGAAGAACAAAGUCAGGGAAACCUCUAGUGCAUGCAGGAUGACAAAAUGUACUUUUCUGCAUGAUGAACAAUAUGCAGUAAAUAGUAAACAAAUAAGGGUGAUUAGAGGAUUCCCUGCAUUCAAGAACUUGUGUAUCAAAGAAAGAUGGAAGUUUAAACCUGAUAUGUUCCUUUCAAAUGGUAUUUUCAAAUAGUAUUAUUUUAGAAAUACAGAAAAUUGCAUCCCUGCCCUCCCCUCUUUGAAUGUAAAUUUUCAUCCGAAUGUAGUUUUAGAAAAUAGAUCUCCUGCAUACCUUCUCAACCACCUCGCCUAGUACCUCACUUGUUAGAAAAAAAAUUGUCCAAUAGACUUUUAAUUUAAUUUUGUUCUGUAUUUAGUUCCAGGCUGACUUUUAUCUGGAAAAAAUAAGACAUCAGUUUCAAAGUUUAAGUUAAGUUAUUCAAAGAAAGCUGUAAUGAUUAGGGGCUGUAGCUUCUGAGAAUGCUCUUUAAGUUUCUGAAUUUAGUUAUAAGACUUUCUUCUUGUGAGAUUAAAAACUAGGUCAUCCAUAAUGUAUUGUUUUAAGUUUUGCUUCUGGCACAAAGUUAUUUUGAAGCUGUACUGUACAUCAUAGAAAUAAAUUGUUUUUAUUAUGUUAAAA